Messenger RNA from Naegleria gruberi, 687 nucleotides. RefSeq lists its product as uncharacterized. The record is from RefSeq and is a predicted model, not a curated record. The coding region runs from base 1 to 687 and encodes 228 amino acids. NCBI's taxonomy places the organism in Eukaryota, Heterolobosea, Eutetramitea, Acrasida, Naegleriidae. The transcript has a single exon.
AUGUUUUAUGGAGAUUUUAUUGGACACUUGUUUGGAGCUAUUUCAGGAUUUCUUGCUGUGUAUUGGAUGUUUUAUUUUAAUAGAAGUGCAAUUGAAUUGAUUGGAAUCAUAUUUAUUGGAUAUUGUUUAAUGAGGUCAACUGGUGAUCCAAAUAGAGAAAUGAUGGAAAGAAAUAAUGUGGUGGUGAAUAAUGAACUACCACUUAGAUUGAAUCAAAACUUGGAAGGUGAUAAUAGGAUUGUCAGGAAUUAUAAUGUUGUAAAUGGGAAUCUUGAAAAAAUUAGACCUGUUGUUUCGAAUAGAAGAAAUGAAAAUCUUGAACAACCUGCUAAUAGAUCUACUAUCAACCAAGAAAAUAUUGCAGUCAGGCCUAGGAUACGAAAUGGAGUUAAUGGAUCUAGACGAAACACAAGACAUAGAAAUACCCCAUCCAACAAUAUAGAAAACACUUCUCCAAAUGUUCACCCACAAGAAGUUAUUGAAAAUAUUAAUGAACAAGAUAUUCGAGUGGUCAAUCAAGAAGAACAACCAACACGAACUGUAAUGCCACAUCACAAUGUUGAUCCAAGCAAUGUGAGAUUUUUGAGACACCAAAUGUUAAAUAAGCUUGAAAAGACAAAUGAAUACACUGGUAAGAGAAAAGCUAAUGCAUUUACUCAACCAAAGGCAAAGAAAAAGAAGGAAUAG